CAGAUCGACAAAAUUUGCCAAGAAUUCCGUGGCAGAGCUACGUUGACAACAACUGCGAACGGCUGAUGAAAUCCACUCGAGCGCAACAUAUUGACUGCUGAAAUUCUACCAAAAGACACCUAAAAUCGUACCGUUUUUAGUGUAGACAUGGGAUAGAAGGUGCAGUGAUACUGCGUGAGUGACAAAAAUCGUAAUUUUUAUCGAGGAACUGAUGUGAAAAGAUGAAAUCUGCAGUGGCUGAGUAUCAUCAACAGCCACCGACUAUGAUAGCAGGGGCGGGGCGAGUGACUCCCUCAGGGGCGGGACUGAUGAGCCAAGUCCACGAUGACCUGGAUGCAGACGACGAUGACCCGCGUCCUGAGCCCACUGACCUCUUCGUCGACCUAGGGAUGCUGAUUCUGGAAGGACGGAAACCGGAGCGGUCGGUCAAGGGGCGUGUGGAAGGGGAACACUGCCCGCCUCGUUAUCCGAACGACAGCAGGCAUCAGUGUACACCGGAUAUGGUGGCAAGGUGCAAGCAAAUAGAAGCUGCUCAUUCCUACAUCUGCUUCCUAUGUCUCAACAACAUCCCGAUGUCCGUGGAGGUUCUGCUCUACCCGGACUGCUGCCUGGAGGACCAGGAAGACAUAGAGAUGAUGAGCUCCAUUGAGGAGACGGCACAGGCCCUGGACCAGCCCUCGUCUCAUCUGCUUCUGGAACAGUGGAUUGUGCAGCUGUUACCCAAAAGGUUCCCUGAUGGCCAUUGUCACAGUCAUCUACUCUUCCAGGCCGUCAGGUCCUUCUUGCACUUCUCUCAGAUCAGUGCUUGGCUCAGCUCCACACAGGGACGAUUACCAAAGAAUAUUGUCUACAGGGUCUGUGCUCCAGGGGAGUCUUUUCCUACCAGCUUUUCUUCCACCCCUGAGGUACACACCUUCCCCAUCCUGAACCUGUCCAAGUCGUCCAGUCUACGGGUUACCGUCGCCUCUCUACCUCGCACCCAAACCAUCCCCGUUCUUCCAUGCUACAAUGCGGAGCAUUCAGACAUAGAUGGAACCAUUGGGAAGGGUCGUGGAGACGGGAAGGAGAAAGAUGACGAUGAUGAUGACAGAGAGUUUAGAUACGCUUUUGUCAACCCGAGCAGAGAACGGGAUCAGCGGAGUGGCGAGGAGCUGAAAGAGGAGCGUAGGCAGAAACAUGACCAGCGGGUGAAGCAGGGUUCUAGCGCGGGCGCAGCGUCGCUCCCUGCAGUCCAGGAGGAAAAGAUGAGACAGAGAAAUGCAACCGCUGCCCAGAAGCUGCGAGUCUUGCUCCCAGAACCCAGAGAUGCAUCCCCAGUCCGUCCUGAGAAGAAAGGGCCGAGGUUACCAAAGUUGAGAGACAACUCUCCACAGCAUGCGCGACGGGUUCCUUUGAAGCCAACAUCCUGCGACAACCUCCCACCAAGGCCGCCGUCCGUUGAGCUGGAGGAGAAGCAAGUCACGGCAAAGUUGAAACGCCAGCAAGUGGAGGACAGCAACAGGGGGAAGCACACACCAACCUGUGAGCUGUAUUAUGUCAGUGGUCAGCCAAGCUUCUCCACGGUGGAGUUGGAGAGACGGAUUCGCGAGUUGAAGCUUCAGAAGCUUCAAGAGAGGAGCUCAACUGGGUCUCCCGAGUGUGUGACUUCGACUCCCCCGCCAUCUCGAGGGGAGUCGACUCCAAGACCCAUCUGUGCUUGGAAAGACAGGACGCCAAGUCUUGAGGAGGAUGAUGGCAUCUUCUUCACGGCCAAGUCCUCCUUAGAAGACCGAGGGUUUGCCGUUCAAGAUGUGUUCAGGACCUCAAACAGGUACGACAAGGAAGAUGAGGACGUGCCGGCGACAGAGUUUGGCACGCCUCUCUCCACCGUUCCCUGGUUAUCCUACCACAAGUCCACGGACUCAGACUCCGGAAACCAGGGCCAUAUACAUUGUGACAGCCAACCAGAAAGCGUCUUUGUAGGGAAUCAACCAAAGCAUGGUUUCAGUGGGACAGACACUCCGACAUCAUGUAGCCAAUCCCCGGCAAAGAAUGGCAAUUUAUUACACAAGAUGCCUGAAAUGCAAUCCCGGCACUACCCCAAUGCAAUUCGUGGUGCUGAACCAGUGGGCCAUGAUGCCUCAUCAAGCAGUAACCAACCAUUAAGCCAAGUAGUGACCGCCCAAAACCAGUGGACAACGGAUCAAGUCCAAGGAGCUUACAGCCAUUUGGGUUGCUCGCCAAGUCAGAACCAAAACAACCAAAGCCCAUCCCAUCUAAACCAGUCCUCUACCAAUGCAAUCUCAGGGAACACACCUUCUCCGACGUCCUCGCCCCGACACGCUCGUCGGCGGGGCUUCAGCCUGGACAGCCACGACUUUCAACCCAAUAUCCCGGCACCGUUUCGUAAACCAAUGCAAUAUGAAGGGAAUUCAGACAACACAAGCACCAGUGCCUCCUCCCCUUUCACCCCAGUCUUUGGAAGAAGCAAGUCCUUAUUCAGGAGCGUUCUGGGAAAGGAAAAUAACUCAAGGAGCAAAGAGGGUCUAGCUGCUGAGAGCAUAGAGGUAACUUCUCCCCCUACUCUAUCAGGCUUGAGGAGUGGUCUCAUGAGAAGAUCCUUAGACAGCUCCAACACCUACGUCUUUAAUCCGAGCACAGGACUACCCAUCAACUCAAGUCCAGCACCUCUGAGGAAAGCCAAGACGGAGCAUGACUGUGCAUCUCUACUCAAGCCCCGCUCUCUUCUUAAGAGUUCUCCCUCUUGCAAUGAUCUUGAGAACUCCAACACGCCACUGUCUCAUGCCACAAGGGUAUUCAGCACUAGUGCUCCAGCCUCAACGAGCUGUCUGUUGGGCAAUUUCGAGGAAUCUGUCUUGAACGGAAGGCUUGAACCGCUAGGCACCAUCGACGGCUUUACAGCGGAGAUCGGCGCCAGUGGGUCAUUCUGUCCUAAACACAUCAUCCUCCCAGUCACUACCUUCUUCUAUAGCGUGUCUGAUGAUGACGCUCCCUCCUCAUAUUUUGGUUAUAUAAACCUUGAGCGCCUUGGCAGGCGUGGAUACCACAUACCCAAAGUUGGAACCAUCCAGGCAACAUUGUUUAAUCCCAACAAGACUGUUGUCAAGAUGUUUGUCAUGCGGUACAACUUGGCCGACAUGCCACCCAACUGCCAGACUUUUGCACGUCAGCGAAUUUUCUACAUGCCUAGCAAUGCACAGCUUACUGAUGACUGUGAGAAGGAACUUCGUUACCUCAUACACAUCAGGUUUCAGAGCUCCAAGUCUGGCAAGAUUUACCUGCACACAGACAUCAGGAUGAUAUUUGCCCGUCACAGCCCCGAUUUGGAGUCUGCUCUGGGUACCUACGAACUUCGCUCUUUCACCGAGACUCCCACCAACCCACGGUUCUCUCCGAAGAAGCGAUAACAGUUUGCCCGAACAGGUUUUUGUUUUACCUCAAGAAAUUAAUUUAUUCAGUCCACAUCAUGAAGUGUUUAUGGAUUUCAUGGAUUUGAUUCUCCUGAAUUAUGGAUAAAUCUUUGGAUUUAUUUAUAAGGCUCAUGAAUUAUUCAUGAGCUGUUGUAUGCACCUCUUUUAGCAUUGCUUGACCAUGAUGUGUGUAUGGUUUGUGUGUGGAUAGUGAAGUGUGUGUAGCCUCUUUUGACAAACAUGAGAGUCUUUAAACAGAGAACAAAACAAUUUUUUGAAAAAUCCUUGACAUUUUCAAGACUUUUUAAAACAAAUUUUCUCUGACUCCUCCCAAAAUGAUGUCAUAAUCCUGAGAGGAAGACUGCCAAUUCAGGAGCAAUACGAUUGGAAAGCUUGCUUUGAAAAUACUCAAUGCAAUAUCUCUGGCUGGUUAUAUAUACAAGAAUCUUAAAAAUUCAUUUGGAAAAUAUGCCACCAUACUGUUUUGGGGUGUUUUUUUUUUGUUAACAGAAACUUUUGUUUUUUGGACAAAUUUCCAAGCAACCCAUCUUUCUGGAUGUCAAAUUUAUACAUUUCAGCAUCUAGGCAGUUUGUUUCAAAAUAAUUACCAUUUAUUAUUUUUUUUAAACAAAUAAUUUUCAAGGUUUUUGUAUCAGUUCCAUCAUGGCAUCAAAGUUAGGAUUAGAUGCAAAGAAUAUUUUAAGAUUUUGUUCUGUGUUUUGUCAAUUUAUUUUCACUUUUUUCUUUAAUAUAUUGAUCAUCAUUUAUUUAUUUUUAUUUAUUUUUUGGCGGGGCUGCUUUUAGUUUUGUGCAAUAAACGGGUUGAGUAAAAGUUAUUAGAACAUUUGGCAUUAAUAAUUUUUGAGUCAAAGUCACGAAAAAUGAAAGUUAUGAUCUGGCAAGCCACUUUUAAUUUUUUUUUUUUAAGUCCAUUUGUUUAUUUUAUUAUUUUGGAAUUAAUUUCACUAUUUUUCAACUUGCUACCCUAACUACAUUAUGUAUGGAGGUUUGUUUGAGAAUGACAUCUAGCAAAACAGAUACAAAUAGUCUGGUGCCCGGAUUCACCGCUGAUCUUCACAGAUGUAAGCACUAGUGGCUUCUUGGAGCAAAGCCAAGAUGGCUACUAAAGGUUGGCUCAUUAACGAUGGUUAUUAAUUAUGUGUGCAAACUACUCUUUUAUCAAGCUUUCUGAGCCUCCCCCAAUAGCAAGAGGCAGUUUGAAUUGUUUGAGUUUGGAGUUGAAUAGAGAUUGCUUUGAAGUUGACUUGUACAGUAUUUCGAGAUGAUUAAAUUGGAUAAAUAUGUUUAA
Molecule: messenger RNA, 4719 nt
Organism: Patiria miniata (bat star)
Lineage: Eukaryota; Metazoa; Echinodermata; Asteroidea; Valvatida; Asterinidae
Product: protein FAM214A-like
Exons: 12
Coding region: 222-3407 (1061 amino acids)
Source: RefSeq, a predicted model, not a curated record